AACAAAGAAGGUGAUGAAACAAACACUACCGUUGACAAUGGUGACGAUCCAUCAUUUGGCAAAUGUUACAUAGCUACGCAAGGUUGCCUUCCAAAUACUAUACAAGAUUUUUGGCACAUGGUGUACCAGGAGAAUACUCGUGUGAUUGUUAUGACUACCAAGGAAAUAGAAAGAGGAAAGAAUAAAUGUGCGCGGUAUUGGCCGGAAGAAGGAGAAACUUCCGAAUAUGGUAACGAAUGGAAAGUACGUGCUGUAUCUCGAACUUCAACCGCUGAUUAUACACUGCGCGAAUUUCUUUUACAAGGAACCAAACCGGAGUUUUCCGAGUCCAGAAGAAUUUAUCAUUACCACUUUCAAGCAUGGCCUGAUCACGGUGUUCCAUCAGAUCCUGGUUGCGUGCUGAACUUUUUACACGAUGUAAAUGCCAGGCAAGAAUUGAUUGCGGCAUCUUUGGCUCCAAAGGAUCAGGAUGAACCGUGCAUAGGACCAAUUCUCGUCCACUGUAGUGCUGGAAUUGGUAGAACUGGUACAUUUAUCGUUAUCGACAUGAUUUUAGAUCAAAUUAAACGUCAUGACAAAAUCAAGAAUUAAGCAAUCGGGUAUUUAUGCUUAAAUGUACUUUUAAGGAAAACAUCCCUUAGAAAAAAAAACGGUUUUAUUAUUUUAGAGCAAAUAUCGU
Molecule: messenger RNA, 679 nt
Organism: Wasmannia auropunctata (little fire ant)
Lineage: Eukaryota; Metazoa; Arthropoda; Insecta; Hymenoptera; Formicidae
Product: tyrosine-protein phosphatase corkscrew-like
Exons: 4
Biological process (GO): protein dephosphorylation
Molecular function (GO): protein tyrosine phosphatase activity
Source: RefSeq, a predicted model, not a curated record